AUGGCUGACAUUAUUAAUAAAGCUCGGAUCAGACAACGCUCUGUUGUCAUCACCCUACUUGAUCUUAAGAAUGCCUUCGGCGAAAUCCAUCACAACCUCAUUCAAUCCGUAUUUGACUACCACCAUAUCCCUGAUCAUAUAAAAUUUGUUAUAAAAAGUUUAUAUACUGAUUUCCAAACCUCGAUAAUUACCUCUGAAUUCCGCACUCCAUUUAUGACAGUUGGCCGUGGUGUAUUGCAAGGAGAUUGCCUCAGUCCUCUUCUUUUUAACAUGUGCUUCAAUACAUUCAUUCAGCAUAUCAAGGCUGAAAAGUACCGUCAAUUUGGGUUUUCCUUCAAAUUACUAAAUCCCAUCCAUUGGUUCCAGUUUGCUGAUGACGCGGCUGUAAUUACUGGCCAAGAAUCCGAAAACCAACAUCUAUUAAAUCGAUUUUCUAUCUGGUGCCAGUGGUCCGAUAUGAUUAUCCGAGUUGACAAAUGCAGUACCUUUGGCAUUAAAAAAGCGAUCACAAAAUCAGUUCAGUACUUGCCAAAACUCCUCAUCAGCAAUCAACUAAUACCAAAAAUCACUAUUGGAGAAUCAUUUCAAUAUUUAGGACGUUACUUUGAUUUCCACAUGUCGAAUGAUAAUCACAAAACUGAACUAACCACCCUACUUAAUGAACUAAUGUCUGAUAUUGACUCAAAGCCACUACACCCCAAAAAUAAACUGCUCCUCUACAGUCGCUACGUCUUGUCCAAGUUAGCCUGGCACUUCACCGUCGCAACACUCUCUAAAACAUGGGUUACUGAAAAUAUCGACUCUAUUGCCAACAAAUAUAUCCGCAAAUGGCUUGAAGUACCAGUAUCAGUAACACUAAGUACUGUCUUUCUAACAAAUAACAAAUUUGGCCUGAGUAUUUAUCCUCCAUCUGUAAAAUUUAUCCAGUGUCAAACAGUCCUCCGAAAAGCUUUAAAAUCUUCUCCUAAUGAAUCAACUAACGACCUGUGGAGAGCAACCAGUAACCAUACUAAUAUCCAAUAUGACGCUUAUAACUCUACUAAGGAAGUUCUCAAAGAUUUUAGCCUGCGUAGCAGGCGCUAUUUAGGGGGGGAGGGCGAAAAAUGGAAGGGGCGAGAAUGAAAUAGCGCCUGCAGGAAAGCCAUAUGUUUUCUCAUAUUUCGCGUCCGUGAGCGGACGCGAAAUUCUGAUUGGCUAAUCAGUCAUCAGGGGUUUCCCAAUUAUAUUCCCUGUGGUUUUAGAUGAGUUCAAAAUAGCGGCCUUAGUAUUGACGAAUUUGACGAAGUUCUUCCUAAAGUGAUUAGCUAUAUUUAGUUGGCGACUGGCCACUGUAUUUAACUGAAAGAGGAAGAAGAUAAAGCAGUUCGGGACAUUUUAAAAGGAAAAGAUGUUUUUGCUGUAUUACCGACAGGUUUAUGGCAAAAGUUUGAUUUACCAAGCUUUCGUACGAGCGCGUGAUUAUCAUACGUCAGGGAAAGCAGCUAUUAUUGUAAUAUCCCCAUUGAAUAGCAUUUAUAUUAAAGACCAGCCAAAAGAUAUGGAAUGGCAAUGUUUCACGUCCGUGGAUGUUUAAAUCACUAUAAUUACUAUAAUCACUAUAGUUUAUACGCUAUAAUCACUUUCAACUUAGCCUAUUCGCUAUAAAUUGAUCGAGAAAGUUGCCGCUUCGAGUUGCUGUCGUUGUUGUUAACAACUUGUCCUGCGAUGGGGAAUCUCGUUCUUCUGUGUCGAGGAAAAGACUUUCUAUUUCUAGUACUAGAUUUGACACACACAUUUAAUUUCUUUCUUUAUACACUUCCGUUGUGUGAUUUCUUGGCAACUGCGUUUUGCUUAUCUCGCUCAGAUCAUCUGAAACCGUAUUAUUUUGUUCUUUAAUUAUCGUUCUUCCUUUACAAAUUUAUAUAGUUCAACAACGUUCCUUAUUUUCCUUACAAGGUUUACACACUCGAUCCGAUAAAGUUUCGCUUCGAUUCAACUUAAAGCCAAUGGACUCGCACGCGUUCGCUAAAAUCAAAUUCUGACUGCAUUGUCUGUCUGACGGCUUAAACAAAUUUUCAAAGGAAGGCUCACUUUCACAUACUGCUUUUAGAUUGCUGUUGCAAAACCUGCAUGUAUCGUUAGCGCUUGCCUAUUUCGCUUUUCUACCCGCUUUUUUACAAAUUUUUUUGGCGUUUUAAACAUAGAAAUACACUUUAUAGUAUACACGCGCAUUAACUAUGAUUAUGCAUACUGUUGUGAAACCAGAUCUGUCAUUGGGAAAACCUUUAGUUGCGUCUAAUCACUGAUUGGCUUGUUUUUAAUGGGCGGGACUUGGGCAGAUGGGAAAACAUAUGGCUUUCCUGCAGGCGCUAUUUCUUUCUCGCCCCUUCCAUUUUUCCUCGCUCUCGCCUUCGCAUUCCCCCCUAGCUUUUCCCACCCUCGCCCUCCCCCCUAAAUAGCGCCUGCUACGCAGGCUACAAAGAUUUCCGUUCUGGACACGAAAACAAACUCCUAAACCAAUUAACCAGUCAAGGAUCUUUUUUCUGCAGCGUUACGAAGUUCGCUUUACCUCAGCUUAGCAAGGUGUGGUCCGUCGCCCAAUCAAAGCUCCCGAAAAACAUUUACAACUUUACCAUUCGUUACAUUAACAACUCUCUUCCGACGCGCAAAAACCUAAACAGAUGGGCAAUAUCUUCAAAUUCAGGCUGUUCUUUUUGUCUUAGCCCUGAAACAUUACUACACAUAGUAGCUGGAUGUCAGUUUUCUCUCGACCGAUUUACGUGGAGACACAAUUCAGUCCUGAACUUUCUUGCUCAUCAGUUACAAACUGUUGACGGUUCUACUCUCUACGCUGAUCUAAAUGGAUUCAAAAGCCCUUCAAUACUUACUGGUGAUACGUAUCGCCCAGAUUUGUUAUUAUCGUGCUCAAAUGGUUCCUUAUAUGUGGUUGAACUCACCACUGGUUAUGAGACAAACCUCAAAAACAACGUCAAACGGAAGAAGGAUAAAUAUAGAGAAUUAUUGAGACAGCUAGGUAAAAAUUUUAACCAAGUUAAAUUUAUAAAUCUCUCCAUCAGCUCUUUAGGUAUUUUUGCAGAAGAAUGUUAUACAUUUUUAGACAUGUUAGAUAGUAUUGGUCUUGACAAAAACCACCAAAUGUACUGUGUUAGGAAAAUGAUGACUAUUGCUAUUAGAACUACAUAUUACAUUUUCUGUUGCCGAAAUAAGGAAUGGGAAAAUCCGGAUUUACUAACAAUUUGA
This is a messenger RNA of Paramuricea clavata, 3240 nucleotides long. Lineage: Eukaryota; Metazoa; Cnidaria; Anthozoa; Malacalcyonacea; Plexauridae. The record is from the annotation of a GenBank genome assembly.